This is a messenger RNA of Kogia breviceps (pygmy sperm whale), 3419 nucleotides long. RefSeq names its product solute carrier family 49 member 4 (gene SLC49A4). Gene Ontology annotation, molecular function: transmembrane transporter activity. The record is from RefSeq and is a predicted model, not a curated record. Gene Ontology annotation, cellular component: intracellular membrane-bounded organelle; membrane. NCBI's taxonomy places the organism in Eukaryota, Metazoa, Chordata, Mammalia, Artiodactyla, Physeteridae. Gene Ontology annotation, biological process: transmembrane transport.
UUCCCGAUUCUCUUGCCCUUCUGGCAGCAAAAUGAUCCACCUGGUUUUCGUGGCUACCGGGCAAUGUGAACCUCAGGCACAUGUUCUUUAAUUGAGUUGCCCGUGACUCAUUUCCCGACCAAAACAAGCCAAAUAGCUUGACUUAGGUUUUCAAGGACACUAACCGACAGCUGUCAGGCUUUUGGAUUUGUAUAUCAAAAUAACCGGUUGCUUGGUCAAGAGAUCGACAACCUCCACUCUUCUCGUUUACUCUUCGUGUAGUCGAAAUCGUAAUAACUGGAGAUGAAUCUAGGUCAUUUGGGGACAAAAAUCAUCCAGCUUUAAUCAAAAUAUCUUUAUUGCUCUUCUGUUAAUAACAGGCAAAAAAGUAGAAAGAGAUCUAUAUCGUAUAUAUACAUGAAUGAAAUUGACUCGUUUUUAAUUUCCUCAUUGGGUAUGUAAAGCACACAAAAAUGGCUGAUUAAACAAAGCUGUACUUACUGUACAUAAAAAAACAAAUGAUUUUCAUGCGGCAAUCCUCUGGGCUCCCUACUACGCCUAAAUCUUAUCCUAUCUCCCUCUCUAAUUUAUGAAGUUAUAAACCCAACAGAAAUGAUAAUAAACCCAAUAUAGAAGCAAGCAAUAUAUGGCUUAAGUAACUGGAGAUCUCCGAGUUGUUUAUUAGGCACAGGACGUAAACUUGGACACUUCCCCCAGCAAUCCCGGGUUCCUAGCCCAGCCUCCUGUACUACAGCCCCUCCGGGAGUUUCCUUUUCCUGGGGCUCAGUGGCGCUCCUCCCUGCCUUCCCAAUUCCUCCUGGUCCCCGCUCUGGGACACCGGCUCCACUCCCUCUUUCGCCGAGGUUUCCUCUCCACCACCCGGCGAGAGGAUAGACCGGUUACCGCACCCCAGCCCCUCCUCGCCAGUCGCACCUGCCCCGCCUCCCGGACCGGGGCCGGCUCGCGCGGCGCAGGCGCAGCAACGCGGCCACGAGGCCGAGGGCGACCAAAGCAGCCUCGGCCUCCACCUUCUCUGACAGUAUCCGCGCUGGGCAGCGGCCCUGUGGGCCGCGCUUCGUAAUGGGCUCGGGCUGGAGCAGCGAGGAGGAGCGGCAACCGCUGCUGGGACCCGGGCUCGGGCCUGCGCCGGGGGCUGCUUGGAGAAGUAGGGGGGAGGCGGCGGCGGCGGCGCUGCCCGCGGCAGCCCCGAGUCCCUGGAGGGUGUACGGGCGCCGCUGGCUGGUGCUGCUGCUCUUUUCGCUGCUGGGGUUCGUGCAGGGCCUGGUCUGGAACACCUGGGGCCCCAUCCAGAACUCGGCGCGCCAGGCCUACGGCUUCUCUAGCUGGGACAUCGCGCUCCUCGUGCUCUGGGGGCCCAUCGGCUUCAUGCCCUGCUUCGCGUUCAUGUGGCUCCUGGACAAGAGAGGUCUUCGGAUAACUGUGCUUCUGACAUCUUUCCUUAUGGUUUUGGGAACUGGUCUAAGAUGCAUACCUAUAUCAGACUUAAUGCUUAAAAGAAGACUAAUCCAUGCAGGACAGCUGUUAAAUGGAUUGGCAGGUCCGACUGUAAUGAACGCAGCUCCAUUCCUCUCCACAACAUGGUUCUCUGCAGACGAGCGGGCCACUGCCACAGCUAUUGCAUCAAUGCUCAGUUAUCUUGGGGGAGCGUGUGCGUUUUUAGUUGGACCACUUGUUGUUCCAGCUCCUAAUGGGACGACGCCUCUUCUUGCUUCAGAGAAUAGCAGGGCCCACAUUAAAGAUCGCAUAGAGACUGUAUUAUAUGCAGAGUUUGGAGUUGUCUGCUUACUAUUUUCUGCAACUCUAGCUUAUUUCCCACCACGGCCUCCUCUUCCUCCCAGUGUUGCUGCAGCUAGCCAGCGGCUGAGUUAUCGGCGGAGCUUUUGUAGAUUAUUAAGCAAUUUGAGAUUUUUGAUGAUUGCUUUAGCAUAUGCCAUACCACUUGGCGUAUUUGCUGGCUGGUCUGGAGUUCUGGACUUAAUUUUAACACCAGUGCAUGUCAGCCAAGUAGAUGCUGGCUGGAUUGGAUUUUGGUCCAUAGUUGGAGGCUGUGUUGUUGGAAUAGCUAUGGCAAGGUUUGCAGAUUUUAUCAGGGGUAUGCUGAAACUAAUUCUUCUCCUCCUGUUUUCUGGGGCUACACUAUCAUCCACGUGGUUCACCCUGACCUGUUUGAACAGCAUCACACACCUGCCUUUAACCACAGUGACAUUGUAUGCCUCCUGUAUUCUCCUGGGAGUGUUCCUGAAUAGCAGUAUACCUAUAUUUUUUGAGCUUUUUGUGGAAACUGUCUACCCAGUUCCAGAAGGAAUUACUUGUGGAGUUGUCACUUUUUUAAGUAAUAUGUUCAUGGGAGUACUUUUGUUUUUUCUCACAUUUUAUCACACAGAGUUGUCUUGGUUCAACUGGUGCCUUCCCGGGUCGUGUUUGCUCAGUCUCCUCCUUAUUCUGUGCUUCAGGGAAUCCUAUGACAGACUGUAUCUUGAUGUGGUUGUCUCAGUUUAAUAGCACAGACUUGAAGGAGUUUUUAAAAAGAGACUGGAAAUCAAUACUGCAUACUGCACAUUUGCUUGGAAUUGCACAUCUAACAGGAAAAAAAAAAGAAGAGAGAGAAACUUCAUUCAGAGGUUUUGUUAGGUUACAGAUGAUCACAUUAAUUUAAUUACUGCUAGGUAAUAAUAAUGUGGAACUUGAGUGAUAAUAGUGGAUUUAAAAACUGUAUCAAUGGCAUACAUGUGCCUGAGGCUGGGGUUAGAAGUGUGAUGUCUUACACAGAAAGCACUACCUAGGUAAUUCCCUCUAUGUUUUGUGCCAGUGCUAAACUACUGAUUAAUUGUAACUAUGAAAAGAAGUAAAGGGUGUCUAUUACAUGAAGAUAACUCCUUCCCUAAGCCACAUAUCAGAAUAGGAAGAAAUGCCACUAACUUCUAAAGAAGUUUACCCUAUAUCAGAUUUUAAUUAUAAAAUAGCCAAGAGGUGUAUCAAUGAUAGAUAUUAGCCACCUGUACACUACAUUUUUUUCUAAUAAAGCCAUUUCUUAUACGACUCCUUAUUUUUAAUUAGAUCGGAAACCUUUGGCCACCUUAAUUAUGGUGAUCAAGUGCUUUCCAGUGACUGCAGAGCACAUACUUUGUGUCUCGAUCUUAACUUAUCCUCGUUUCUGUGAAAUACAAUUUCAUCUGCUAGGCUCUUAAAUGAUUAUAUUAAAUGUGACCAAGUGUUUAAUAUAGUCACAUUAAAUGCUGUGUGAAAAAUGUAAUUUCGUUCCGAUUUAGCACUUUGUUAAAAGUGAAAUGACAAAUCCCAUAGAACAUCCUGUGUCUUCGGGCAGAUACAUGUGUGGUGGCAUGGGAUGGAAAAUGCAGCACCAGCUGUUAUUUACCAGGGUUGCAUUUUAUUAAAUGACCCUUGUUUGAAAAUAACAA